Molecule: messenger RNA, 6659 nt
Organism: Megalopta genalis
Lineage: Eukaryota; Metazoa; Arthropoda; Insecta; Hymenoptera; Halictidae
Source: RefSeq, a predicted model, not a curated record
GUGGUCAAUCUGGGCGUCAAUUAGAGAGACAUCACUGUACACGGCGCGGCGCCGCCAAAACGCGGAUCGACCAUUCACCGAGCGUCAUUGCGUUUCAAUUGCUCCACGAUUUCGUCGAAAAAAGAACAUAUACAGUAAUUUCUGCCUAAUUCGCUCUCAGAUUGCGACAUUCGAGCGAUUAUUCGAGCCUUGCGUUUUUAUAGUUGUUCGAUUUGCGAACAACUAUUCGAUCUGAUCGCGAAUUAGGGAGAAAUUACUGUAUUAUUCGACUCGACUAAUAAUAAUAACGGUACCAGGUAUAUCGGAGUCGAAGUUGCUUGAACCGUGCGUCAAAUUUUUCUCUCGUUUCAUUGUUCCGUGCAAAUGAUUUUGUUGUUUCGUUAGCAGUCAGUGAUCCGCCAUUUUUCUUCGCGGUAUUCGUUUAAUUCUUCCAUUCCGUGUCUCGUCGUCGUGCUUCCAAUAUGUACAUACGUUUCGUUGUUCGUAAGAAAUCUGAAAGACGGUGCAUGCGAAAGACGGUGCGCGUUUAAUACGAUAACAUGUACAUUUAAUUAGCAGAGUCGGAGCCCCGGGCGAGGUGUUGGAACUUGGAAGCUAAUUACAACUCGGAGAAAAGCUCGCGAAUAUCCGGUCCCCCUCGACUCUGUUCGAAAGUUUUGCACGUUGACAGUUUAAUUCGCAUCUUUCUUUUUUUCGUCGUUCGUUCGUGCGUAUUUGUUUCUGCAAGCUUGAAAUGAACCCGCAUAGUUCGCCGUGGGCGCAACGUUCCGUUCGAUGACGGUUCCAUGUAAUUCGCGCAGUAGCCGCUGUUCGAACGCAACUGCUUCGGCCAGGAAGAUCAAGAGAGUGUUUCGGACAUCAGGUAAAAUUCGAACAAUUUGCAACGAACAAAAUCAUAGGCUAGGUUAGAAGCAUGUCAGUUAACAGCUGACACAGUGACUACGUUCGUUUCAUUGGUUCGGUUGAACGAUGGCCCGUUGGUCCCCGUUCGAUUCCCCAUCGAAAUUAUACGUUCGCGGGUGGAUAGUCGCGUAAAUCCGGGAUACCGAUGAACGGAGACUAAGCAAUUCGAAUAAUUAAACAGACCGUCGUCUGGCCAGAAGAGGAAUUUCGUGCCGGGGUUAGGGUGGAUCAUGCACCCUACAGCUGCACGAUCGAAUCGAACACCAUUGCAACCGUCAGUUCCGUCCACGUCCACGCCGUCCUCCUCCGUUCUACAUCCGCAGCAGCAACAAAUUCAUUAUGGGCCCGUCAUUAAUCCAAUGUUAACCCUUCAACCAUGCGGGACUGGUUUACAUCCAUCGUGCGUCUACCCUGGACCGCAACGUAACGCUGGCCCACCUAAUCCUGUUCCUAUACACGUGCAAGGCAAAGGAAGCAGAUGGCCACCGAAGAAUAAGCUCGUACGAAAUCAGCAAUACUGUCAGCAGCAGCAGCAGCAACAACAACAACAACAACAGCAACAGCAACAGCAGCAGCAGCAACACAUUCAGCAGCAGUUGUCCUACAGCCCGAAGCCCUUGGUCUUAUUCGAUCAAACGGCGAACAAUGCUCCGCUUCCGGCGCCGACCGCUUCGUUUUUAGUAGCCUCGACGUACGCGCACGGCUCCUAUUCCGGAGAUCAGUACAAUAACUCCGGCCUGGCCCUGCUGCCGCAACCAUACUACAAGCCGCCGGAGCUGCAGACGUAUUGCCUGGUGCAGGACCAGCAAACCGCGCAGCAACAGCAACAAGAGCAGCCGCUGCACAACGGUCCCUACUACAACAUCUCGGCGACGAACACCUACAACCUGCAGACGGUGAACACGCACUCGACGUUUCAGUUCUCGAAUCUGAGCCCAUACGCACCGGCCAGCUUCGGCAAUCAAAUCUCCGGGCCGGUUCAGCCGGUGCAACCGGCGCAGAUAUUCCCGAAGCAGCCGGCGAGCGUCGCGAUCGGGGCCCCGCAAAGGGACAAGAGCGUUGCCCCGUCCGCGCUCGAGGUGUCGGCCGUGAAACGCGGCAAGGGCAAGGCCCCGAGCAGCACGGCUUGCUGCUGCAUCGCGCCGAUCGCCUCCGAAGGCUACGGGGAGUGGCCGUUCCAAACGAUCGCCUCCUCGGCGAGCAGUCUGUUCGACGCGAAAUCCGGGACCGAUGACACGAACCAGGAAGCCGCGAGAGAAGCGAGCUCGCUGGAGAAAGCCGGCGUGCCCGCGAAAGCGAAGGAGGACCAUUAUUCGGACGAGUCGUCGGCCAGCUUCGAUUUCACCAUCGAGGCCGAGAAAAUGGUGUCGGCGCUGUGCAACACGUCCUCGAACGACCUCGUCAAGGAGGAGCCGAAGAACGGCAAGGCGAACUCGGCGCCACUGUUCAGCGGCGCCGGGGACACGAUCUCGAACAAGAACGCUUGGUUCACCGAUUUCUGCGGCAGCUACAACAACAGCGGCUCGUCGACGGCGAUCCAGACGGACGGGCCAGGCGCGGACGGCGCUCGGUACCCGGAAUUGAUCAGGAAGGCGGUGUACUGGGGAUGCUCGGAGGCCGAGGCCAUCCUGAACGCGAGCUGCAAGACGAACCCGAGGUCCGGCUGGCUGAAGAAUCUCUCCGCCGCGACGAAGACCGCGGUCACAAAGUCGUCGACCUGCUUCCCGGUCUUCGCCGGGAAUCAGGUGUUCGUCGGCGACCUGAUCAACGCCUUGCUGCGCAUCAGCAACGGCUGGCUGAUCCUCGACAACUACUUGAACAAGCAGCACUACCCGAGCCUCGACGAGAAGUACGACAAAGAGCUGAUCUCGAGCUUCCAGCUCUGGGAGAAGCACACCCACGAGCUGCUCAACCGGAUCGUGCAGAGUUUCGUGAAGAUCGGGGAGACCGGCGACGCGGCGGACGCCGAGCGGAAAUCGUUGGGCAGCUUUUUUCCAGGUGACGUGUCCGUUCACAUGAACUGCGACUUGUUCGACCCGUCCGUGAACGGAAGCGCGGCGCGGCAGGAGUCCGCAGUUCUCAGGAAGAACGAGCAGGACGCCGCGUUCAACGUCGCUCAGUCUGCGGGAUGCCUGCGGAAUCUCGAGGUCUACAAGCAGGAGAAGCAGGCGUCGCAGACUGAGUCGAAGCUGCGAAGUAAGUGGACUGUUACCGAGAACCUAGAGGCGAUGGAUAGCGCGAAAUCCGUGCUCGAUGUGUUCCUAGGGCACGCGGAGUCCGGCAUUCCGGCGAGCGGCAGGCUCCGAUCGCGGGCUGGCACGUCCUCGGCGAAGAUCGACCCGGCGCCGCGAUCCCUGAACGCGGAGUUUUACCAUCUGCGAAGCAAAGUGCUCACGGAGAGCAGCCAAGACUACGGGAAGCAGUGGACGUACAAGGAGAAGAAACAGGAACUCGUGGAGAACGCGACGGUGCCGCGACGCGAGAACCACGACGGGAUGUUUCGGGUCCAGCAACAGGUGGACGAGGGUUACGAUAACGCUUACGCAAGGAAAUGUCUGUCCAGAGUGGAGUCGUCGUCGUCGUUCCUGAAUCCGUCGAUCAGCCUGGAAUCGGUGUACUUCAGCUCGAACAACGAGCCCGAGAGCUUCGAUCACGGCUACUCCGUUUUCCCGUCGUACACGGUCGAGUACGCCGACAAGAACGCAAUGAAUUGCAACCAGGCCCAACCGAGGAAGAGCAACGUGGACCUGGUGUACGUCGGUAAGUCGUCGACGAAUCAGCUGGAGCUGGCUACCGUUCCGAAAGACAAGAUGACCUUGUUGAGUCAGAUAGAGCCGAGCACCUCCGAGAAGUCGUCCGAGGAGAUGACCGCGAACUUGUCCGCCUGGUUCGCGAGCAUAAGGAACUCCGACAAUAGACAGGUGUCCUUCGUGAAGCUCGGGGAAACGAAGACGGGGAACGUGGUGCCUCGGCUGCCGUCGCGCCAGGACAUCUCGAAGAACACGAUAGACCUGGGCAACUGCAUCAGGCAGCUGCAGAUCGACGCGAACCGCCAGUUCCAGACGCUGCAGAACAUGCAGAGCAUCCAGAGCGCGCCUUGGAACGCUUACAAUCUGAUCAACGCUCGCGUCCAAGGUCCCGAGGAGUACGAUAGCUCCGAGGACGGCAGGGUGUACAUGAAGCCGGGAAGUUACAACGUCCCGAAGAAGAGACACCAGCGCAGAUCGGCCCGUCGUUUGGACAACUAUAUGUCCCGGAACGCGGCGAGUGGUCGCGCCAACAGCCAUCGCAAUAAUUACGCCGGCAAGGAUAAGGUCUUUUCCGCUCAGGCGUCGUCGAUGCCAGCCUCGCGAGCUACCGUUGCGUCUGCCACCAGCAACGCCAGCAAUUCUAUCGACGCGCCGGUGAAGCUGCCCUUCCCAGCGACCCCCAUCGUGCCACCGCCUGCAUUCUCCCUGGAGAAUUCGCCUAGAAUUUUGAAACGAUCCGAAAAUAUGAACCACGCUCUGCCGCAGGACGUCACUUGGAACGCGGCGUGCGCCUCGGCGAAGAUUCUGCUGGAAGCGUUGAACGUUAAGGAAGGCGAGAAUGUCGACGAGAACGAAGCCGAUCCCAGAGAUCGUACCGGGGAGCACGAAAGCAUCGGAAAUGGGGGCAACGUCGACGCUCUGCCGGAACCCGAAGAGAAUCGAGAGAAAAUGAAGGAAAAUAUCCCGAAAGCGAUUAAGGAUGACAACGACGGCUGCAGCGGAGCUUCUAGUUACGAGGCGUCCGAGGACGACUCCGGGUCCACCUGCCAUUUCUCCCCAAACAGAAGCAUCAACGAGGCUCUACAAUCGUCCGAAAAUAAAAACGGUUUCAGUAAGAUGAACGUUAAAACGGACUCGUGGUUAAUCAGAACUUUGAACAACGCUAGCAUGGUGAACAAGAAACGGCGAAAGAACAGCGCCGAUCCGCGCAGCUCCGAAUCGUCGAACAGCUCGAUGAUAGAAGACGACGAACAGUCCGUUCCCGUUUUAUCGUUGACCGCAUCUGCAACGACCGUCGCGACGACCAUAACUGUUAAGAACCUUCAGCAAAUUAGCCACAACGCCGCGAAGGACGCGUGCAGCCCUUCGAGCAACGAUCAAAAGACAUCGGAAGAGGUGAUCGCCGGGAAGGCCACGUACUCUGAAACGGUGCGACGCUCGACGCCUGUAACCGCGUCGCAAUCGGAGAAGAAGGAAUUCGGCAAAAGAGGAAAAUCGAGUGUCCCGAACUCGUCGACGACGAGCAGCGGCGUCGCGCCGAUUUCCGGCCGCAGGUGUCCGAGAAAAGAGUCCGAGAAAUCGCAUUAUCUCGCGCACAACAGAUCGCGCAAGUGUCCUGGUAAGAAGCUGACGAAAUGCUACGAGAUCGACGAGCCGCAGAUGGAGGAAAUGACGAGCGGCAAGUCGAAAAUUUCGCGGAACGACGCGACGAAGGAAAACGCGCUCGGUCUGCCGCAGUCCGCGGUUAUGGCGAAGCACGAGAAGAAGAAGGAGUACGUCGGUUGCAUCGAGUUUUUGGAUGGGAAAUACGGCGGCAAGGCCAGCGACCGAGGCUGGUCCGUGUGGUACAGCUCGAAAAGGAAGCAAAGUCUCAGUCCUCUCGCGCUGAGCAAACUGGAAACGAUACAUCGGACGGUCUGGCAAAUGGACGAGGCGGAAGUCUUCAAGUACCCGUCUUCCGGAGACAGCGGUGGCAGCCAGUCCUCUACGUACACAAUCGAAGACUACUGCAAGGUCAUCAAGAACCCGUUGUUUCUUGAAACGGUCGAAUACAAGCUGAAGAAUCGCGUUUACCACAAGGUGGAACACGCGGUCCGGGACUUUCGUCGUAUCGUUUACAAUUCCAAAAUGUAUCACAAGAACGAUCAUGAUCGAGUGAAAACGAUCGAGACGCUAUCAAGAAGACUGGAAGAGCUAUUCGAAGAACAUUUCGCCAGUUGGGACUUUGAUAACAUUAGCGGCAGUCCAAGAGAUGUUUCGCCGGUGUCUCAUCGAUUCAAGUUGGCCGGGAAGAAGACAGCGACCGGACGUUGUAGCAACGCGAAGAAAAGUCCGUCUUCCUCGAUCGCAGAAAACGUUUAACCGUACAGCUCCGUACGAAUUGUUGUGUCCGUAAUUCAUCGCGACACCUUGUCUACGAUUUCAUAUUGUCAUUCGACUGAAAGAAGGACAGCUAAGCUAGUCAAAUCGGAUUCUCAGAUGAGCUCGACGGAGACAAUGUUCGGUAUGCCUGGAACUCCCGUGAGAGUUUGUCGUAAUAACAUGUUCUAGUCACAUCCUCAGUUCAUAUAGUUAUUAUCAUAAGCGUUCUACGAGUUUCCUUUCGCAAAGCAACUUACGUUUUUCUUCGUUUAUCUUUAAGGACCGCACACGUUCAAACGCGCUUAGUAUUUCGCUACGCCGAAACUAAAGUAUAUUCGUAAGAGUAACAAUCCCGAACGAAAGAAACCAAUAAUAAUGUUUUCUUUUUUUCUUUUAAUAUUAUCAACGUCGAACAACAAGGAAUUCAAACUCGAAAGCAUACAUGGUUACUCUGAUAUUCGUUAAACCAAAUGAUAGAAAAGAAAUGUGAAUCAUUUAGAUGCGUAUGGCGAAGCGAUUUGCCAUGCGUGGCGCAAUUGUAUAUGACACUUGAAGUAGACACGAAACAAAUAGAAUUGUAAUAUUAAAUUGUAAUGUUAAACGGAUGAAAAGGAUUUACAGAAUAAAAAUGACGAAAAAUUUGAA